GCCCCAGCCACAGGAGAAACAGUCCCCAGGCCCCCGCAGCAAGGCUGGCUUCACCACAGCUCACGCAGGGAAAGGGGAGCAGCCUCGUGGGCUUCUUGAGGUGCUUAAGGCACAGGGGUCAGCCGAGGCCUGGUCCUCUGACCCUGGGUCCGACCGCCGCCGGCUUCAGGAUGGCCCCUGUUCUGUGUUCACACUCCGCGGACCGGGGCCCCCUCCCGGCCCCGCACAGCCAGGCCGCCUGGCCUGAUGUGAGUGAGCGUGACCCUGGCUGGGGCCUGGGUGCCAGGAUAGGGGCACCAGGGCACACGUGGCCACUCCCCGGCCCCACAUCCCCUGGGUGCCACCUUCCCCGCCCCGGCCACCCUGGGGCAGGUGCAGGUCCUGGGCUGCCGGCUGCAGCCCGGGGAUGGCUGAGGGGGACGGCACGCGACUCCAGCUCCAGGCUGCCGGAGUUGGGGGGCCUUGCUGGGCUCCUGGCACCAGGAAUCAGAGAAGCAGUAACUGGAUCUGGCGGGGGUUCUGGCGGCCGCCGGGGCGGAGGGCUGCGAUCGGGUUGCGGUCUCGCUGAGUUUUCCACCAGGCAGCUUUCUCGACGUUGGGAAGGAGCUGGGCUGGUGAGUCCGUGCACUGGGUCUGGGGGCCCUGGCGUGGGGCACAGCGAGGAGAAAGCCUGAGCGGCGCAGGGGCCGGGAGGCGGGGCACAGGGCCGGACGGCCCCAGUGUGGACAGGGAGGUGGUCAGCCCUCGGCGGGCGGAGCUCUCCACCCCUGCUGGCCCUGGGGCUCCGGCCGCUGGAGCAGUCCGCGAGUGGCUGAAAUCCAAGCUGGGGUAACAAAAGGCAGCCGCUGUCCCUAAGCCGGCGCAGCUCUGAUCCGCCCCCCCCGCCCGUCCGCUGCCACCCGCGGGCCCGCAGCCACUGGCCAGAGGGUGGCGGGUCCAUGCCGCCGGCCGGGCCUCGGGGGGACCUCGGGGGCUGUGAGCACGCGGAGAGCGCCUCGCAGGCCCCUCGCGGGGUGCUGGGCCGGCCCUGAAGAUGCCCACCAACGGCCUGCACCAGGAGCUGAAGGUCCAGUUCGGCCUCGUCAACGACACCGGCCGCUACCUGACGGCCGAGAACUUUGGCUUCAAGGUCAACGCCUCGGCCCCCAGCCUCAAGAGGAAGCAGACGUGGGUGCUGGAGCCUGACCCGGGGCAGGGCUGCGCCGUGCUCUUCCGCAGCAGCCACCUGGGCCGCUACCUGUCCGCCGAGGAGGACGGGCGCGUGGCCUGUGAGGCCGAGCGACCGGGCCGCGACUGCCGCUUCCUGGUGCUGCCGCAGCCCGACGGGCGCUGGGCGCUGCGGUCGGAGCCGCACGGCCGCUUCUUCGGUGGCACCGAGGACCAGCUGUCCUGCUUCGCCACGGCCAUCUCGGCGGCCGAGCUCUGGACCGUGCACCUGGCCACCCACCCGCAGGCGCACCUGCUGAGCGUCAGCCGCCGGCGCUACGUGCACCUGUGCGCGCAGGAGGACGAGAUGGCGGCCGACAGCGACAGGCCCUGGGGCGUGGACGCGCUCAUCACGCUCAUCUUCCGGAGCCGGCAGUACUGCCUGCGGUCCUGUGACAGCCGCUACCUGCGCAGCGACGGCCGCCUGGUGCGGGAGCCUGAGCCGCAGGCCCGCUACACACUGGAGUUCAAGGCCGGCAAGCUGGCCUUCAAGGACACCGACGGCCACUACCUGGCGCCCGUGGGGCCGGCCGGCACACUCAGGGCGGGCCGCAACACGCGGCCGGGCAAGGACGAGCUCUUCGACCUGGAGGAGAGUCACCCGCAGGUGGUGCUGGUGGCCGCCAACCACCGCUACGUGUCCGUGCGGCAAGGGGUCAAUGUCUCAGCCAACCAGGACGAGGAGCUGCUUCAUGAGACCUUCCUGAUGCAAAUUGACCAGGAGACGAGGAAGUGCACCUUCUAUUCCAGUACCGGGGGCUACUGGACCCUUGUCACGCACGGGGGCAUCCACGCCACAGCCACACAGGUUUCUGCAAACACCAUGUUUGAGGUGGAGUGGCGUGGCCGGCGGGUGGCCCUCAAGGCCAGUAAUGGCCGCUAUGUGUGCAUGAAGAAGAACGGACAGCUGGCGGCCGUCAGCGAUUUUGUGGGUGAGGACGAGGAGUUCAUUCUCAAGCUCAUCAACCGGCCCAUCCUCGUGCUGCGGGGCCUGGACGGCUUCGUCUGCCACCGCCGGGGCUCCAACCAGCUGGACACCAACCGCUCCGUCUACGACGUCUUCCACCUGAGCUUCAGCGACGGCGCCUACCAGAUCCGAGGCCGCGGCGGCGGGUUCUGGUACACCGGCAGCCACGGCAGCGUGUACAGCGACGGCGAGCGGCCCGAGGACUUCGUCUUCGAGUUCCGCGAGCGCGGCCGCCUGGCCAUCCGCGCCCGGGGUGGCAAGUACCUGCGCGGGGGCGCCUCGGGGCUGCUGCGCGCGGACGCGGACACGCCGGCCGGGGUCGCGCUCUGGGAGUACUGAGCGGGGGCGCGUCCCCCCCAUUAAACCGUGUCUG
Molecule: messenger RNA, 2546 nt
Organism: Mustela lutreola (European mink)
Lineage: Eukaryota; Metazoa; Chordata; Mammalia; Carnivora; Mustelidae
Gene: FSCN2
Product: fascin actin-bundling protein 2, retinal
Exons: 5
Coding region: 1034-2512 (492 amino acids)
Biological process (GO): establishment or maintenance of cell polarity; actin filament bundle assembly; cell migration
Cellular component (GO): cytoplasm; actin cytoskeleton
Molecular function (GO): actin filament binding; protein-macromolecule adaptor activity
Source: RefSeq, a predicted model, not a curated record